This is a messenger RNA of Coprinopsis cinerea okayama7#130, 576 nucleotides long. RefSeq names its product ubiquitin specific protease 48 isoform b. Bases 1 to 576 code for a protein of 191 amino acids. Gene Ontology annotation, molecular function: cysteine-type deubiquitinase activity; cysteine-type endopeptidase activity. The record is from RefSeq and is a predicted model, not a curated record. Gene Ontology annotation, biological process: protein deubiquitination. Gene Ontology annotation, cellular component: cytosol; nucleus. The transcript is spliced from 4 exons. NCBI's taxonomy places the organism in Eukaryota, Fungi, Basidiomycota, Agaricomycetes, Agaricales, Psathyrellaceae.
AUGACCAUUUCGGCCAGAUUUUCGAAGCUUUUCAUGUCCCAUCUUGACGCAGAAUUCAAGAAACAGUCGGAUCCCGUUGUCAGAAACCUCAUAGCAUCGCAGUUCCAAGGGAGCCAGGUGUAUGGGACCGUAUGUCAUACCUGCAAUUACACCUCGGAACGCAGUUCCGAUUUCCUAGAGAUUGAAGUCAACAUUAAGGCCAACUCCAGGCUCGAGGAUCGCAUUAAAAUUGCAUUGGAGCCUGAAGUUCUAACACAGGACAAUCAGUACCUCUGCCCGCAAUGUAACUCUCUGCAGGAUGCAACGCGGUACACGGAGCUACGCCAACUCCCUCCCGUUCUCCAUUUUUCUCUUCUCCGGUUCGUGUAUGACCUCUCAACGAUGGAACGGAAGAAAUCGAAACACGUCAUCACCUUCCCUGCCGUUCUUGACAUGGGCCAGUUUCUCGGAAAACAGGGAGAUGGCGUCCCCAAUGACAACGCUCAAAACAUCUAUGAACUGCGUGGAAUCCUGCUGCACAAAGGAAGCAGUGCCUACCAUGGCCAUUACGAGGCGCAGGUCUACGACACGCAGUAA